CACACCGAUAGUACUACGCUGACCACGGAGGUGAUCACUACACUUCUCUCUCCUCACGGUCGAGCCAAGGCGUUGAUCCUCGCGUGUUAUUUAUCAGUGGGAAAAUUUUUUAACACUCUCUCUGGAUUUACCUGUGUGUUACCAGUCCACCUAAGUGGGACACGAUGUUUAAGGUGUUUACAUCAGUGAAUAGUUACCUCAACCCAGGCCCUGUUAUGGGAAUUCCUCAAGAAAACUUCAAACAAGUAACCAUGCCAGUCCGAGAACACCUGCAUCAUCACAAUCAUCACAACCACAACAACCACAACCACCACAAUCACCACCACAACCACCACACGCAACAGCCCUUCGACCGCCAGUACAGAGUCGGCCACAUCUUGGGCGAAGGCGGUUUCGGGCGCGUGUAUGCAGGCUUCAGGAAGAUCGACAACCUCCCUGUGGCCAUUAAACAGAUCGCGAAGUCAAAAGUGCCUGCUUGGGGAUGGAUAAACGGUGAGCGAGUUCCUCUCGAGAUCUGCCUCUUGAAGAGGGUCUCCCACGUCCCCGGCGUCAUCAGACUGAUCACGUGGUACGAGUUCUCCGACUGCUUCGUGAUCGUCAUGGAGCGACCCGAAGCCGUCAAGGAUCUCUUCGAUUACAUCACGGAUCGGAAGCGAGUGCCCGAGCCCGAGGCGCGGUACCUCUUCCGCCAGGUGGUCGACGUGGUGAGACAGUGCCACGCCGCCGGUGUCAUCCACAGGGACAUCAAGGACGAGAACCUCCUCAUCACCACCAACAGACAGGGCAGAAAGGUCAUCAAGCUCAUCGACUUCGGCUCGGGGGCGUUCCUCAAGGACAACAUCUACACUGACUUUGAUGGAACCCGAGUUUACUCUCCCCCCGAGUGGAUCAAGCAGAAGCAGUACCAGGCGGGACCUGCGACGGUGUGGUCGCUGGGCAUCCUGCUCUACGACCUCGUUUGCGGCGACAUUCCCUUUGCGCAAGACGAGCAGAUCAUCUCGGCGAUACUGGACUUCCGCGUAAGCGUGUCCGACGAGUGCCAGGACCUGAUCCGCCAGUGCCUCAGCGUCC
Molecule: messenger RNA, 1071 nt
Organism: Penaeus indicus
Lineage: Eukaryota; Metazoa; Arthropoda; Malacostraca; Decapoda; Penaeidae
Product: serine/threonine-protein kinase pim-3-like
Exons: 4
Biological process (GO): protein autophosphorylation; negative regulation of apoptotic process
Cellular component (GO): cytoplasm
Molecular function (GO): ATP binding; protein serine/threonine kinase activity
Source: RefSeq, a predicted model, not a curated record